AUGGAGCAUUCUUACUAUGAUGUUUCAUCUGAAUCUUCGCAUAUCUUAGGAAUUCUUUAUAACUAUACCUCGCCUGACUUUCAAUAUAACGCUUAUAAUAUUCAACUAGAUAAUGUAGAUGCUAACAAUGAAUUAUUUGAGUAUUAUGACUUUCAAUAUAGUGCUUGUAACAAUAAUACAAUUAAUGAAACUCAAACAGAAAAGUAUGAUGAAACUCAACAAGAAAUUCAUAGUAACAAUGGUCAACAAGAAAUUCAUGGUAAUGAUGAUCAACAAGAAAUUCAUAAUGACGAUAGUCAACAAAGCAGUGAUGAAUCAGAUGAUAGUGAAUGUGAGAAGCAAAUAAAACCGUUAGUAUUAAAUGAAGAGUCAAACUUUGGAACAUGGAAAAUUGCUGAAAGUUACCUUGAUAAUUACGCUAAACAAGAAGGGUUCAGUUUGUGA
Molecule: messenger RNA, 444 nt
Organism: Dentiscutata erythropus
Lineage: Eukaryota; Fungi; Glomeromycota; Glomeromycetes; Diversisporales; Gigasporaceae
Source: the annotation of a GenBank genome assembly